CUUGUCAUAGAAGUAGGCAAUGGGUUACAGGGUCCUGAGAAGGGUGCAUAUAAACAUUUGAGUGCCUAGCAAAGUAACAUCUCAGGAAUAUGUAACUGCACACAUGACUUCGAUCAACUGACUGGUUAUGUUGGGUUAUUCAACUUUUGGUUUUCCGAGCUAAUAAGGUUUAUGAACGGAAAGAUUCCCUUGAAAUUAAGUGAAUGAAUGUUUAAAGACUCAGAGAACAUAAUUUUGUUUCGACAAGAAGGACACUACGCUUUAAAAAAAAGUAAGUAUUUAUGUAAUAUCUAUAUAGCCAGUAGUGCAACAUAGAUAUUCACUUCAAUCUCAAUAACAAACGCUAUCACAAAAAAAUAUUCUUUUGAUAAAACAAGAACAACAAGUAGGAAACAAGUCUGGAUAGAAGAAACCAAUUGACCGUAUGGCAGCAAUAUUAUUAUUAUUACUAUUAUUCGUCCUUCACAUGCGCAUAUGACCAGGGCAUAGACUUGAGUUGUAGCCUUGACUUGAUCUGCACUUUGUUUCAAGUAAGGGUGAGUUUAUCCGCCUCAAUCUCUCGACAUUGUCCAGUUCUUCUAAAGGCAAGACUUAGUCAAGACGACUGGAAGUAGACCAUUGAUGUAGCAGAUGACCAGAAGUUUUAAUUUUUGUUUGUGUUAUUAUGUGCUCUCUAUGCAUUCCACGUCAAAGGAGUUGCCGGAAUUUUUACUGUGUUGUGUUGAUCCGCCUACAGGACUCCCUUUCCCGGUUUGAAUUCAGAAUUUUUAUAUUCUUAGAUUAGUUGGUAUCUAAAGUCACCGAGACCCACCCCCCAGACGAAAGUAUGCUACAAACAGACUCCCUGAUAACUUUUGAAUUGUCGCACCUCUUACCCUAUACUGUAAACAGUGAGUAAAACAGAUUCAUGGUUGUUUUAAAAACAUUACAAAACCUAGAAGUCUACAAUAUUAUUUAUUUCUAGAAAAUUGUAUCUUUUUUUUUUUUUUACAAAGGACUAAAUUUAUAUAAAUAAUUAAGAUCAUCCAUGUUAGAUAAGUGCUAACAAUUUCUUGAGGGGAACUUGUUGAAAUCAAUGACUUUUAAGAUUUACUUAAAUCUCUUUCAAUUAAAAUUAUUUCAAAACUCAAAAUGUCUACACUUCUGCGUUUUAUUGAACGGACUGAUUUAUUAAACUUUGAAAGAUUUCGCCAUUUAUUAUUUAUAUUACCACAAAGAUUAGUAAAAGAAAGGUUUAUUAUAUCUACAUAAAAUUUUACAUUCAAAUAAAUUAUAGAACUCUAAUCAUUUCAGAGCCAAAAAUCAGAAGAGCUAUGAUUGCCAUCCAUAGAAAAGAAACUAAGGUAAAAGUAUAUAAAUAAUGCAUACCAUUGAUGUAACUGAUGUUUCUUAAAACCAUCUUUGUCACCUUAUAUUGAAUUAGGCAUCUCCUGUCUUUCUUUAUUUUCAGGAAAAGAAUUAAUUAAUUAGUUUGACGAAAUAAAUAACGGAUUAAAGAUAAUGUACUUCGGUUGAUAAUAAGCAAAGUCUUACUGUGUCCGCGUUAAAUGUUAAGGAGCAGAAUAAAUGAGAGCCUAAAUAAAGAAAACAGACUAUGAGAUGAACGUUUCGACUAAAUGCCUACCUCUGCUAACAUAUUUUUUUUUAAAUCGACAAUAUGAAUUUAGCUGGCAUUUGCGAAAGAGACUUGAGAGAGAAAAAAAAAUUAAUUCAACACUGGAACUUUAUCAAGGUAGAGGGUAAUACAGUCUACCAUUUUUUGGGUAACAAGGUUAAUAUAGCAAUCAACGUUUAAAAUUGAUUAAAAAAAUUAAAAUAGAAUUUGAAAGAAAUAAUAGAUUUUUCCUCAAUUUGAUUGGUUUCUUAGCGAAGUGAUUUUUUUACAGUGCAAUUAGUUAAAAACAAAUACUCAAUAUUUACCAGAUCUUGGAGUCCAAACACUUGAAACGCGUUGUGUUAGCCAGCAUUAUAACACACAGAUGUUUAACAAAAGUUCUGGUAAAAUUAAUCUAAAACCUAGUUUUAAUAAUCUAUUGAAAAACCCAGACAACUGUUUGUUUGGGGGGACCAACCUUCCGCUGAGCGUGAUUCACUGAUUACUAAUACAGUUGUUCAUAUUCCAAAAGGUGGUUUGACGUCUUGGGUGCACACUAGCUCAAAACACCGGCAUCUUACCCACUAAGGUGUCAUCAUGAUCAAGGAUCGUCGGGACGAACGUGUGAACGGGUCCAUGGAUGGUGCAGACUGCUGGUCAGACCAUCACCUUAUCAACACCAAGCUCAAUAGUCACUCCAAAAGAACGUCAAGGCGAAGAAGACCCUAGAGGGACUGAACAGCAGAAAGUUGAAUUGCCCCACAAUCAAGAAAUCGUUCGUGGGUGCUCUGGGGGAGUGUGUGGAAUUCAUAUUUCUGGACAUUCAUAAUGUUAAAAACCACUUAGGAUCAUUCCGAUCAUGACUGCAAAACACCACGAUAAGGAUUCUGUGACCAAACACCAACAAAUAUCAAGACGAAUGUAAUGAAAAAAAUUUAUUGUUAUCAAUUCCGUGAUGGUAUGCAGGCUGGGCUUUGUUGAAAUGAAGAUAUGUCUAAACCUUAGCAUGUGGCUAAUGGCUCACUUCAGUCGCUAUUACACUUCUCGCUAAGACAACAGGGCUCCUGUCGAGUAUGGGUAAUCACUAAUAAUUGUUGUGCCCCGAAUAUAUGGUGCUCUAUUGUACACGUUGUGCGUGUGUGUUAGUUUAGUUAAUGAGUACUUUUCCCGCUUUUGGGUUUGUGACGUGUGGCGACGUAUUUUUACCGUAGACGGAAUGUGUCUAUAGUCUGUCUUUUGGUACACUUCAUAUUCGUUCGGCAGUUCAUUAGAGAACGUUGUGGAUGAAGGUCGUACUAUAUCAUUGUAAUUAUAGUGUUUAUUUUCAUUUAUAUUGUUUUUGCUGUAGUUUUUUUUUUACUGAAGAAGGCUUCUUGCCGAUACGUUCAUUGUUUCGUCGUGUCCUUUUUUUCAGGUUUCCCCGUAUAUGUUUCCGCUCAUUUACUUUUACCUAAUUUGAUUGCAGUCUCUCCCCCUUAUACUUAUAGCGAGCAGCGUAAUACAUGUGUAUUGAUUCAGUGAACAGGCUGAUAUAUAUAUGUUUCUGGAUUAAAGUUGAGAUGGAUUGUGUUCAUUUCGGUUUGAUUACUACGUAGGAACUUGUAAAAUAAUUUGAUGAAAUAAACCAAUCAUAUAUGGAUUGUGAGAGCUUCUUAUCACCCUAUCUAUAGUGGAAGAAAUACCACAGGGUUCCCGUAACAAGAAAAUCCAACCAAUUCAGAGGUGUAUCAUUGACAUAUCGAUAAUUUUGUUCAACCUUUAAAGAUGAAGGGUAUUUUUUCAUAUCUGACUUUUAGUGAAUGAUACUUCGGUUUUUACUAAUCUUUUGUUUGUUUUUAUUUACAGAUAAAAAAGCCAUUCAUAUGUCCUAAGGCUGAUCAAGCAAAAUGCAAAUUUUGUAAAUACCACGUUGAGAAGAUGCUAAGCAAAAGAUAUAAAAAACAAUAUUACGGGAGCACAGUCUGCGAGAUAAAAAAUGCAGUGUUUUUGUUGUAUUGUAUUAACUGUGAUGAAGUGAUGCUCAGUGUUUCCGACAUGGACUUUAAAUCGCUGGUUUGUAUCAAUUUUGGAUUUCAUGGGGUAAAAAACUGUAAAUCGGAAGAAAAGUGUCACAAUAAAAAAUAUCUAAGAUGUAUGAUGAUUGAUCAUGUUGAUAGUGACAUAUCAGACUGGGUAGAAGAUUUACAGAUAAAACAGUAUGAGAUAGUAGUAAGAUAUAGCUUUGAAGAAAGGCUGUUAUAUGAAGAAUACCAUUACAUGGACGAUUCUGAAGUUGAGGCACUUUGUCCAGAAGUUCGUUCGUUUCCUUAUGAUACCAGAAAUGUUGUAUAUUUGAUUCAUUGUUAUAAUUGUGACAUAAAAUACGUGGGUAAAACAAAAAAGACGUUUAUUGGGAGAUAUCCAUGUUUUUACACUGACAAGGGUUACCAAGGUAUGACAUUUCACGAACAUACUGAGGCCGUGGGCUCUGUGUGUACGUUUAGGGAUCUGAGAUGGACAGUGAUUGAUGCGCUUAGUGACCAGCAGAAACGUUUUGCAGGCAAGUGGAACGCUGUAUUUAACACUUGUAAUGUUAGUAUAAGGAAUAAAAUAUGGAAAGUAAUGACUACACAAUGUCUAGCUUCGUUGAAAGACGAAUUGAUGGAAAACGUAUGGCAUGAUUGUUCAGUAGACGAAGUAACAGAUUUGCUAAAUGAUAUACAAAUAACUCGAAAUUUCAAUGAGCAGUAUCUGGACUGUGAAAACAAGAAAUUGUUUCCCACUACAGAACGUUUAUUCCUUGAAAAAAGGGAAGAAUACUGGAUGAACGCGUUAAGAACCACUUACAAACUUCUUAAUAAGAUAGCUGCUUCACAAUCAAUAGUCCAGCCCGCCAGUUUCUUGGGUAAUUUUUUUAAGACACUGGGAAACUAUGACGACAAUGAAAAUUGAGUGCCGUCUUAAAGAAUGAGCCCACUGGGCAUUGGCAUAGGGCCUCACGCUUGUAGGGGGCCUAACGCAUUUAGGAGACUCACUCGUUUAGGGGCAUCUUGUUUUACAUAUUGCUAAUGCAUAUUGAAAUAUUUUGGCCAUUUAACCCACGAUAUCAUUGGCAUUCCAAAAUAAUAUUAUAAAUGCGAAUCAAAAUUUGGAUACUUCUUUAAGGGGUAUAACUCUCCUCCACAAGUUUUACUUUGCCGAGAUACUAAUCGAAAAAAAAUUUAAGUAAGACUUACAGUGUCGUCUUAAGGAAUGGGCACACUGUGCACUUGUCCAGGGUGUCACGCCUCUAGAUGACGUUCUGCUCGAGGGGGGCCCUCAUGCCACUGUGGGGCCUCAAGUCACCAUGCAGCCCCAUGCCUCUAGGGAACCUCACGCAUCUUUGGCGCCUCACAAUUCUGGGGGCAUUAUGUUGCCAUUAUUAUUAAUGAAUAUUUCGGACGAUUUAUUUUGCUUUCAAAGCCAAAGCGGAAAAACCGUUUCUCCAGUUUAUUUAAUUUUUUUUCGAUUCUCACAUCAUUUAGAAUUUUUGUUACUACUUGAUGAGAGAACGUUUGCGCCAAAAUGCAUAGCAUCAUUUUGAAUUUAUCAAAACUCUACUUGGAAGGGGGCUUAUUGAGACCUCUCUCCAAACAUCAACCCCAAUUUCGUUAGGCGCCCUGACACUCUUCUGCCUCCCCAUUUAAAAUGACAGCACCGACCGACACAUUUUAAGCUAUUAAAAAAAGUGUUGGAUGUAAGUAAAUACCCCCAAAAAAUAAGUUUAAACGGAUAAAAGUAUGAUCUUCCUUUAGUUUGGUAUAAGUAGUUGGACUAACUACAAGGAUUCUAGGGACGAAAGUAAGCUGGAGCUAAAAGCCCACCCUCACGCGGAUUCACAACCAAAUUGAAAUUUAUGGUUAUAUAUGUUAGUGGCGACGAUGUCACAGCUGGCGCUUGCCAUCAAAAUUCCUAAUUUCAGUGCUAAUAGAUGCCCUGCCCACCCCCCACCCAACCUCUUCCGAAAACCUGAAAGACUACUCAAACUCCCCCGCGGAAAAAGUACCUGAAAGAAACUGGUCAAAUUGCACAGGCCAACCUGGGCUUUAAUGCCAUUUAAACCAUGACUUGAAUAGUGGUAUACAGUGGCGUUUACACAAAGAAGGCGAGGCCCAGGACGCACUGGUAAGGUGAGUUUUUGCAUCCCUUUCUUUGUGGAAUACAUGGGAUUGUAUCGUUAAACUCACUAUUAAGGGUCUAUCUUAAGACGGUUUUGCCGCGCCCCUGAUUGAUUGGUACUUUCGCCACUCCUUCGCACGGCAUUGCGCACAGAGAGAGAGAGUCAGGGGCCUCAGUGCAUGACUGGUGUCAGGGGCCUCAGUGCAUGACUGGUGUCAGGGGCCUCAGUGCAUGACUGGUGUCAGGGGCCUCAGUGCAUGACUGGUGUCAGGGGCCUCAGUGCAUGACUGGUGUCAGGGGCCUCAGUGCAUGACUGGUGUCAGGGGCCUCAGUGCAUUACUGGUGUCAGGGGCCUCAGUGCAUGACUGGUGUCAGGGGCCUCAGUGCAUGACUGGUGUCAGGGGCCUCAGUGCAUGACUGGUGUCAGGGGCCUCAGUGCAUGACUGUGCCAAGGCCUCCGCUGCUGUAAAGACGGUCCUGUGGAAAUUUAGUCAAUAGAUAAAAGGGCGUCCAUUUAUUUAUGUUAUGCCUUGAAGUUCGUUUUAGAGUACACCUCUAUGACAUAAAUCAACAAACCCUUUGUCCGGUUUCCAAACAUUUAAAUAGUACUAACCAUGAUGUAAUUUUAGAUGAUGCUGUUACUGGUAAAUUGUAUACAAGUAAUACACCGGGUAGAAUUUAUAUGGAGAAAAAAAAAUUAAUAGCAAUAUUUGGUACGUUGACUCCAUACGGCAGAAACCAAAUCCACAAUUUUAUGUAGCUGCCAUAUGUUUUUUCUGUUUGAUUUUUUUACAUUUUAAUUCAAAUUAAAUCACUUCACUUCCGUCUUCUUUACUUUCUCUUUGUCUGAGUUAUGCGCCCACUCUUUUUCUUUUCUAUUUAUAGGUAGGAUACAUUUAUAUGUUAUGUCAAUUUAAUUUUUACUAAUUUAAAUGUUACUUCUUUGUUUUUUUUCUCUUUUUUUUUUACCGAGGAAGGCA
This is a messenger RNA of Lymnaea stagnalis (great pond snail), 6711 nucleotides long. The record is from the annotation of a GenBank genome assembly. Lineage: Eukaryota; Metazoa; Mollusca; Gastropoda; Lymnaeidae.